Messenger RNA from Amborella trichopoda, 1782 nucleotides. RefSeq names its product Calcium-binding EF-hand family protein. NCBI's taxonomy places the organism in Eukaryota, Viridiplantae, Streptophyta, Magnoliopsida, Amborellales, Amborellaceae. Gene Ontology annotation, molecular function: calcium ion binding. The record is from RefSeq and is a predicted model, not a curated record.
GCUCUCACGUGGUAACUGUACCUUCAAUCUUGGAGAGAGAAAACCAAAUGACCACCCAAUCAAGUAACAAUAUUGAGAAACCAUGUUGAAAAAACGCCUCCCUAUCUCUCUCACAUUAGCGGCACCCCACUUUCUCUCUCUAAAAACCAUCCAGAAUUGGCGGUUCCCAUUUCUUCUCCCUCAUUGAAGCUUGAAAGAACCAUUACUGUACAAUGUUUAGAGCUACCCAUUUCUUCAUUUUCUCUCUCUAGAGCUACCCAUUUCUUGAUUUUCUCUCUAGGAUCCCCCCCCUUUCUGUGUCUCUCCUUCUUAUUGAAACGAACCAUCGUUACUAUUUUCAGAAGCACCCACCUAUUGUUUGUCUCUCUUUUAAUGCGUUUUCUUUUCUCUCUGGUUGAAAAAACACGACAUUUCUACUAUGUUUAGAAGUACCCGUUUCUUGUUUUUCUCUUUCUAAACCAUCUCUGUGCUAUCAUUCCAUAAUUACAAGCACCCACAUCUUUCUUUCUCAUCCCUUGCCUUGGAAGCACCCAUUUCAUGGUUUUCUCUCUCUAGGCUCUCCGUCUCUAUCUCUCCUUCUCAUCCUGUUCCAUCUGUCUUUUUCCACCAAAUGGUCGUGGCGAGGUUGUAUGCUUCCAAGUGUUGGGAUUGCAACGGCUAUUUCUUUUAACAAAGUUUAUAUGGUUUGGAUUUCAUCAAUUGGGCUCUCUUUAUCUUCCCCUAAAGCUUUCACCUUUUGGAGGUUUCAUUGAAUUGUGGUUCCAUUGGAGAACAGGGCAAAUAGUAGGCCUCUAGGCUAUAUGCCAUUAUUAUUGUUAUUGGGCUAGAAUGGGUGGCGUCAUUGGGAAAUGCGACUCCCCAAGAAGGCAAGGCCUUCCAAUUUCAAAGCUUGAGGCAAAGAUGGUAGAAGCCAUGCGGCGCAAAGCUGCUGAGGGGACGACUGUGAAAUCUUUUAACAGUAUAAUAAUGAAGUUCCCAAAAAUCGAUGAGAACUUAAGAAAUGUUAAGACCAUUUUUGAACAAUUUGAUGAGGAUUCGAAUGGGAGUAUAGAUCCUGAAGAACUGAAGCACUGUUUCAACAAACUUCAGAUUUCAUUUACGGAGGAAGAGGUGAGUGAUCUCUUUGAGGCAUGCGAUAUAAGCGAGACGCAGGGAAUGAAAUUCAACGAAUUCAUUGUACUCCUCUGCCUCGUCUAUCUUCUCAAAGAGCCAGCCGUUCUUCCUGCUAAACUUAAACUGGGGUUGCCACAACUCGAGUCAACAUUCGAAAAGCUGGUUAAUGCCUUUGUUUUUCUGGACAAAAACAAGGAUGGGUAUGUUAGCAAGUAUGAGAUGGUGCAAGCAAUCAAUGAAACAACUUCAGGCGAGCGCUCAUCUGGUCGCAUCGCCAUGAGAAGAUUUGAGGAAAUGGACUGGGACAAAAAUGGAAUGGUUUCAUUCAAAGAGUUCUUAUUUGCCUUCACUCAUUGGGUGGGGAUUGAUGCUGAUGAAGAGGAAGAUGAGGAGUAAACGUUUUGCUUCUUAAUUGUGAUUCCUUUCUAUAUUUUAGAUCACUGGUGGCCUUGUGCAUGCACCAUGGAAAUGCGUUUUCUGUGGAAUUUUAUCAGGAAAUUUCUACAUGAAUAAUUGGAGAAUAGAGAAUUUGACAUUUUAAUCCUUCAAAUUAUUACUUUAGGGGGUGCAGAGAUGCUCAUGUAAAUACAAUGAACAGGCACAAUCACAUUUUGUUUGCUGGCGAGAACCAUGGAACUUACGGAUCUUAAUAUAUGAGAUUCUUGAGUA